This is a messenger RNA of Gasterosteus aculeatus aculeatus (three-spined stickleback), 2371 nucleotides long. RefSeq names its product claudin 12 (gene cldn12). Gene Ontology annotation, cellular component: plasma membrane. The record is from RefSeq and is a predicted model, not a curated record. Lineage: Eukaryota; Metazoa; Chordata; Actinopteri; Perciformes; Gasterosteidae.
UGCAAAAACGACCUGUAAGACAACGCUGAGGGAAUUAGGACUCCUCUUCAGCGAGAAGCGUCGGAUGUGAGUUUGAACCGAAGAAACGGGGCUGAAAUGAAGCUGCCUUCAACCUAAACGGGACCUAACUGCUGGAAAUAAAAGACUUCCCCUCCUUUUCUAUUCAAACAGGAACUCCCCCCGUGAGCUCAGUUCCUGACGGCACCACCAUGUCGUGCCGGGACAUCCACGCCACCAACGCUUUCGCCUUCAUCCUUGCCUUUGUGUCAGUGGGGGGGAUUGCUGUGGCAGCAUUAAUCCCGCAGUGGCGCAUAACGAGACUCGUCACUUUCAAUCGUAAUGCCAAGAAUGUCAGCGUGUACGACGGGCUGUGGGCUAAAUGCGUGAAACAGGACGGCUAUUCAGGAUGUUACUACUAUGAUGCAGAGUGGUACGCUAAAGUCGACCAGCUGGACCUGCGGCUUCUGCAGUUCUGUCUGCCUGCAGGCCUGCUGUUUGGCUCUCUGGCCUUGCUGCUGUGCAUGGCGGGAAUGUGUAAAACCUGCUGCUGCUCGGACAAGCCGGAACCGGACAUUAAGACCAUCAGAUUCCUGGUCAACAAUGCAGGCUGUCACCUGGUGGCAGGGACGUUCUUGUUCCUAGGCGGAGCUAUCGCCAUCGCACCCUCGGUGUGGUUCCUGUUCCGCACCAAGGAGAUGAACAUCAGAUACGAUAACAUUUUCUCCGACGGCUUUGCUGUGUAUGUUGCUAUAGGCUGCUCUGGAGGACUUAUGCUGGCCGCCCUGCUGAUGUUCAUGUGGUACUGUAUGUGUAAGAAGUUGCCUUCACCCUUCUGGUUGCCGCUGCCCUCCAUGCCUAACUCUCUGUCCACCCAGGCUCUUACUGCCAACGGAUAUCCUCCUUCCCCGGUUUAUGGUCCUCAGCCCUUCCCGUCACAGCCCUUCCCUCCCACAGUUAUCGAUGCCCAGCCGUAUUUGACCUCUCAGGGCUACGCACAAGGUGCGGUCGCCCCGGCACAGGUCUACGUGUCCCAGGUUUCCGCUCCAGAUGGGUAUGGUUCAGAGGUUGGAGGGACCCAGGCCUACAGCUACGCUCCGUCCCAGGGCUACGCGCCGUCCCAGAGCUACGCGCCGUCCCAGAGCUACGCGCCGUCCCAGAGCUACGCUCCGUCCCAGAGCUACGCGCCGUCCCAGAGCUACGCUCCGUCCCAGGGCUACGCUCCGUCCCAGAGCUACGCGUCCACCUAUGCGGGCCACCGCUACUCCUCCCGCUCACGGAUGUCUGCCAUAGAGAUAGACAUUCCCGUACUGACACAGUAAGAUAAAAGGCAGCUGAUAACUUCAGCACUUUGAAGGCUUCUGUUCGUGAAGAUCACUACUGAUGAAACUAUUAGAGUAUAAUAGAUGAAAAUAUAUGAGAGCUACUUACAGCCCCUGGAGUGUUUCAGUCAGCCAGUAUAAGUUCCCUGGGCUAAUGAAGGAUAAGAUUUUCUACUAUAUCACUUGUGCAAACAAUACUGUAUUUAGCGUAAUAUUGUAGAAAAGGAAGAACGGAUACUUUAAAGACAUUUGAACAAAUCUGCCUUUUUCAUAGUUUUACCAGCAGAGAACGACCACAAACGUGGCCAAAGGACCAAUGCCAAUUGUUACUAGCAUGUGGUAUGUGGGCUGACUAUAAAUCCCCAUUCAUGUUUUUUUAGAGUAAAGACGCCAAAAGGCUCCUGACAGCAUGUUGGUUGUUAUUCUGUUACAUUUGUUUAUGUUGGAUACAUAUUCAUAGUAAAAUGAAGUGUCACUUUUAUCUGCGUAAAGCUUUUGGUUUAGAAGUCUAAUGUUAUCAAUCACUACUGUAUAUUACUUAACAUUCUGUGGUUUUAAGUGGACAACUAACUGACUCACCUGUUAAUAUAUUUGUUUGUUGUAUUACAUCAAUUUUUUAUGUCAUAUUGCCUUGGUGAGGAGUAGUGGAAGUUUUUAAUGCACUAAUUGUGUGAAAUUUGUGCCAGUUUACAUUGCCUUUGUUCACUGAACCCUUGAAUAUUCUUUGUUAACAUAACUUUUAAGCUUACUAUUCUAUUCUGUUAAACUACAGAACAAACACUAGCAGAUUUUGAUUAUUGUGUAACUACAUUUUUAUUGUACAGUAAAGAAAAAAGCAAACUAAGAAACAAGUGUUUUUUUUAAUCUUUUCUCAACAUGUCCCCUGAUAACUAAAACAUUUGGCUGCUCAAUGGUGGUAGACAGUUUAGGUCUUUUGCAUAAUGAGUACUGUUCAACAGUCCUUCAAAGUCUAAAUGCGUUUAUCUUAUUCAAUAAGGUUGAAGUCAAAUGUUUUUGUACUCUUUAUUUUUAUUAAAACCAAUCCAAAUGUA